This is a messenger RNA of Lutra lutra (Eurasian river otter), 1908 nucleotides long. RefSeq names its product makorin ring finger protein 1 (gene MKRN1). The record is from RefSeq and is a predicted model, not a curated record. The transcript has 8 exons. NCBI's taxonomy places the organism in Eukaryota, Metazoa, Chordata, Mammalia, Carnivora, Mustelidae. Gene Ontology annotation, biological process: protein polyubiquitination. Bases 180 to 1625 code for a protein of 481 amino acids. Gene Ontology annotation, molecular function: metal ion binding; ubiquitin protein ligase activity.
UAGCCCGCAGUUCGAGCGGCGAGAGCGCUCGGAGACGGUACGCGGAGCCGAGGGGAGCGAGCGGGCGCCCCAGUCUCCUUCCCCUCCCCUCCCCUCGCCUCGCCGCCCUCUCCCGCAGCCGGACCGGAACUAUGUGAUCCCGGAAGUUCCGGGGCCAUUGCUGUGUGGGAUAAACAGUAAUGGCGGAGGCUGCAGCUCCCGGAACAACAGCCACAACAUCAGGAGCAGGAGCGGCAGCGGCGGCGGUGGCAGCGGCCUCCCCCACCCCUAUCCCCACAGUCACCUCCCCGUCCUCGGGGGCGGGGGGAGGGGGAGGCGGCAGCGACGGCAGCGGCGGCGGCUGGACUAAACAGGUCACCUGCAGGUAUUUCAUGCAUGGGGUUUGUAAGGAAGGGGAUAACUGUCGCUACUCACAUGACCUCUCCGACAGUCCUUACGGUGUAGCGUGCAAGUAUUUUCAGCGAGGGUGCUGUAUUUACGGAGACCGCUGCAGGUAUGAACAUAGCAAGCCAUUGAAACAGGAAGAAGUGACGGCUGCAGAUCUAACUUCAAAAUCAUCUGUUGCUGCUUCAAGUCUCUCAUCAGGAGUUGGACCAAUUGUUGAAAUGAAUAUGGGUGAAGCCGAGUCAAGAAAUUCAAACUUUGCAACUGUAGGAGCAGGUUCAGAAGACUGGGUGAAUGCCAUUGAGUUUGUUCCUGGGCAGCCCUACUGUGGCCGGACUGCCCCUUCCUGCACAGAAGCUCCCCCGCAGGGCUCAGUGAGCAAAGAGGAAUCGGGGAAGGAGCAGACGGCAGCAGAAACCAAGAAGCAGCUUUGCCCCUACGCUGCGGUGGGCGAGUGCCGCUACGGGGAGAACUGUGUGUACCUCCACGGAGACUCCUGUGACAUGUGUGGACUGCAGGUCCUGCAUCCAAUGGACGCUGCCCAGAGGUCACAGCAUAUCAAAUCUUGCAUUGAGGCCCAUGAGAAGGACAUGGAGCUCUCAUUUGCUGUCCAGCGCAGUAAGGACAUGGUGUGUGGCAUCUGUAUGGAGGUGGUCUAUGAGAAAGCCAACCCCAGCGAGCGCCGCUUUGGGAUUCUCUCCAACUGCAACCACACUUACUGUCUCAAGUGUAUCCGCAAGUGGAGGAGUGCUAAGCAAUUUGAGAGCAAGAUCAUAAAGUCCUGCCCAGAAUGCCGGAUCACCUCUAACUUUGUCAUUCCAAGUGAGUACUGGGUGGAGGAGAAGGAAGAGAAGCAGAAACUCAUUCAGAAAUACCAGGAAGCGAUGAGCAACAAGGCGUGCAGGUAUUUUGAUGAAGGACGUGGGAGCUGCCCAUUUGGAGGGAACUGUUUUUACAAGCAUGCGUACCCUGAUGGCCGUAGAGAGGAGCCACAGAGACAGAAAGUGGGAACAUCAAGCAGAUACCGGGCCCAACGAAGGAACCACUUCUGGGAGCUCAUUGAGGAAAGAGAGAGCAGCAAUCCUUUUGACAACGAAGAAGAGGAGGUUGUCACCUUUGAGCUGGGCGAGAUGUUGCUUAUGCUUUUGGCUGCAGGUGGGGACGACGACCUGACAGACUCUGAAGACGAGUGGGACUUGUUUCAUGAUGAGCUGGAAGAUUUUUAUGACUUGGAUCUAUAGCAGCUUGGCGUGGCGGGUGAACUGGUCUGCUGGGCCUCAGGCAGUGGCUGUCCCCGGUGGUGUGGCAGUGCCCGAGUUUCUCUCCUAGGCAGGCCUCUAAACUCCAGGUGCUGUCGUGAUCCUCUUUACCCAGGGCCUGUCUUUUCAAUCCCUCACCUUUCCCCAAGGAGUGUGUUGUUUUCUCUGUUUAAAAAAAAAAAAGUUACAAAAAUAAAUCUUAAAGCUAGUUUUUUUUUUGUAACAUGAAUUUGACUGUCAGACAGUUAGCGUAGGUCUAUGGGGU